Molecule: messenger RNA, 4242 nt
Organism: Phyllostomus hastatus (greater spear-nosed bat)
Lineage: Eukaryota; Metazoa; Chordata; Mammalia; Chiroptera; Phyllostomidae
Gene: MRTFA
Product: myocardin related transcription factor A
Exons: 13
Coding region: 217-3273 (1018 amino acids)
Biological process (GO): smooth muscle cell differentiation
Source: RefSeq, a predicted model, not a curated record
AGAGGAGGGAGGUGUCUGUCUCGAGGCCCAGUGCUGACAGGAAGAAAUGUUUUCCAGGAGACUUACUGAUUCUGACCUUCUGCUGUCACUGCUUUUAAUGCCCACUCCCUAAGGAAACUUGGGAUGUAGCUGUUCUUGCAGCCCUCAGUGCUGCAGAAAUGAAGUACCCACUUUAACCUAAAGAGCAAUGCUAAUCAGAUCUUCAGCAAAUACUAAAUGGCCUCUUUAAGGAGUGAGGGAAGAAAGACGGGUUUAUUGCAACACUGCCCUUUGGAGUCUCACAUCUCCCCCAGCAUACUGAAGGAGAAGACCAAGAAUUAUCAACACACGUGCAGGAUUCUGCCACUCUCAUGGAUUGUCCUGAAGCCGGGAAAGGACAGCUACUCGGCAGUGUGCCUGGCCCCUUAUCACAGUUUGCGGGAAGUGCUGCAGUUGAAGCUCCAGCAGCGGCGGACACGAGAAGAACUGGUGAGCCAAGGGAUCAUGCCGCCUUUGAAAAGUCCAGCUGCGUUUCACGAACAGAGAAGGAGCUUGGAGCGGGCCAGGACAGAGGACUAUCUGAAACGCAAGAUUCGCUCCCGGCCAGAGAGAUCGGAGCUGGUCAGGAUGCACAUUUUGGAAGAGACCUCGGCGGAGCCUUCCCUUCAGGCCAAGCAGCUGAAGCUGAAGAGAGCCAGACUGGCCGACGACCUCAACGAGAAGAUCGCGCAGAGGCCUGGCCCCAUGGAGCUGGUGGAGAAGAACAUCCUGCCUGUGGAGUCCAGCUUGAAGGAGGCCAUCAUCGUGGGCCAGGUGAACUACCCGAAGGUAGCGGACAGCUCUUCGUUCGACGAGGACAGCAGCGAUGCCUUAUCCCCCGAGCAGCCUGCCAGCCACGAGUCCCAGGGCUCAGUGCCAUCACCCCUGGAAGCCCGCGUCAGCGAGCCACUGCCCAGUGCCACCUCUGUACCCCCCACUCAGGUCGUGCCUCAACUCCCAGUGGGCCCAGAGGCUGGAGAAACGCUUUUCCUGGCGGAGCAGCCUCCUCUGCCCCCCAGCCUCACCAACGGAACCACGGCCCCCACUGCCAAGCCCGCCCCCACGCUCAUUAAGCAAAGCCAACCUAAGUCUGCCGGUGAGAAGCUGCAGCGCAGCAAGAAAGCCAAGGAACUGAAGCCAAAGGUGAAGAAGCUCAAGUAUCACCAGUACAUCCCCCCGGACCAAAAACAGGACAAGGGGGCGCCCCCCAUGGACUCCUCCUAUGCCAAGAUCCUGCAGCAGCAGCAGCUCUUCCUGCAGCUGCAGAUCCUCAACCAGCAGCAGCAGCAGCACUAUAACUACCAGACCAUCCUGCCGGCCCCGCCAAAGCCGGCAAGCGAGGCUGCGGGAAGCAGUGGGCCCCCGCCAAUGCGCAGCCUUUCCACUCCCAGUACCGGCUCCGGCUCGGGCGCCCCCGGGCCUAGUGGGCUCGCACGUCAGAACAGCACCUCACUAACUGGCAAACCGGGGUCCCUGCCUGCCAAUCUGGACGACAUGAAGGUGGCAGAGCUGAAGCAGGAGCUGAAGUUGCGGUCACUGCCCGUCUCAGGCACCAAGACAGACCUGAUUGAGCGCCUGCGUGCCUACCAAGAGCAAGUCAGCCCUGCCCCGGGGGCCUCCAAGGUCCCUGCCGCCACCUCCAUCCUGCCCAAGGCUGGCGAGGUCGUGGUGGCCUUCCCCGCGGCCCGACUGAGCACGGGGCCUGCCCUGGUGGCAGCAGGCCUGGCCCCAGCAGAGGUGGUGGUGGCCACCGUGACCAGCAACGGAGUGGUGAAAUUCGGCAGCACGGGUUCCACACCCCCCGUGUCUCCCACUCCCUCGGAGCGUUCGCUGCUCAGCACGGGCGAUGAGAACUCCACGCCUGGGGACACCUUUGGUGAGAUGGUGACAUCUCCACUGACCCAGCUCACCCUGCAGGCCUCGCCACUGCAGAUCCUCGUCAAGGAGGAGGGUCCCCGGGCUGGGUCCUGCUGCGUGAGCCCUGGGGUGCGGGCAGAGCUGGAGGGGCGUGACAAGGACCAGAUGCUGCAGGAAAAGGACAAGCAGAUCGAGGAGCUGACCCGCAUGCUCCGGCAGAAGCAGCAGCUGGUGGAGUGGCUCAGGCUGCAGCUGGAGCAGGAGAAGCGGGCCCAGCAGCCCGCCCCGGCCGCCGCCCCGGCCCCCACCCCUCUUGGCGUCCCAGUGAAGCAGGAAAACAGCUUCUCCAGCUGCCAGCUGAGCCAGCAGCCCCUGGGCCCUGCUCACCCCUUCACCCCCAGCCUGGCAGCCCCUACUGCCCACCACAUAGACACUUGUGCCCUGGUGCCCCCUGCGGUGGUGGUGAAGCAGGAAGCUGUGCUGCCCGAGCCAGAGCCGGCCCCCGCACCCCAGCUGCUUCUGGGCCCACAGGACUCUGGCCUCGUCAAGGGGGUCGCACCUCCCACUAUCAUCACUGACUCCACAGGGACCCACCUCGUCCUCACCGUGACCAAUAAGAACGCAGACAGCCCUGGCCUGGCCAGCGGGAGUCCCCAGCAGCCCUUGUCCCAGCCUGGCUCUCCAGCCCCCGGCCCACCAGCCCAGAUGGACCUGGAGAUGCCGCCACAGCCCCGCUUUGGGACCCCUACUUCUCUGCUGAAGAAGGAGCCGCCUGGCUAUGAGGAAGCCGUGAACCAGCAGCCCAGGCAGCAGGUGAAGAAGGAAAAUGGUUCCUCGAGUCAACAGAUGGAUGACCUGUUUGACAUUCUUAUUCAGAGUGGAGAAAUUUCAGCAGAUUUCAAGGAGCCACCAUCCCUGCCAGGGAAAGAGAAGCCUCCCUCGACAGCAGCCUGCGGGUCACCCCUGGCCACACACUCCCCACCCUCUGCUGACCUUCCCCAGGCUGCCCUGCCUCCAUCGGCUUCACCUGCCCUCCCUGGGCGCUUGGAGGACUUCUUGGAGAGCAGCACAGGGCUGCCCCUACUGACCAGUGGACAUGAGGGGCCAGAGCCCCUCUCCCUCAUUGAUGACCUCCAUAGCCAGAUGCUGAGCAGCUCUGCCAUCCUGGACCACCCCCCCUCACCCAUGGACACUUCGGAAUUGCACUUUGCCCCCGAGCCCGGCAGCAUGGGCCUGGACCUGGCUGAUGGCCACCUGGACAGCAUGGACUGGCUAGAGUUGUCAUCAGGUGGCCCCGUGCUCAGCCUGGCCCCGCUCAGCACCACGGCCCCCAGCCUCUUCUCCACAGACUUUCUUGACGGCCACGACUUGCAGCUACAUUGGGAUUCCUGCUUGUAGCUUUCAGGUUUGCCAGGGGACUGGAGGGGCUGGAAGUUGGGAGCUUCGGGAACUGUAGGGAGCUCGGCUCUCUCCUGCCUGGUUCAGCCUCUCCGUGCGGUCGUGAGUCCUGACAAUCACAGGCCCUGCUUCCCCCUCCCUGGCUCAGGCUCACUCAAGAGAGAAGCUGCCAAGCAGCAGCUCUGGGUCCACUCCUGGGUUUGAGAGGCCUGGACAGGCCAGGGGUGUUCUAUUUGACCUCCUUUUGUGAGGUUGGAGGUAACCUGUCCGGCUGCAGUUUGCUCAGGUGGGCAAGGCGUGAAUCCCUCCCUUCCCUGUGAGGGAAGAAACAAGCAGGGCCUCUACCUCCCAUUCCCAGUGGUGCCGACCCCAGGCUCCUGGGAAGGUGGGGGUUUGGUGGGGGGUGGGGGGAGCUGCCACGUUAACGUCUUGGUGUAGUGUAACCAUUUAGCGGUUGGUAGCAAACGUGUUCUGUACAGGUGUACAUACCUCUAUUAUAUAUCGCCAUACAUAUAUACAUAUAUUUUUGGGGGGGAAGGAGGAUGCAGCUCCCUCCCAUCCUACUGUGCACAUACGGAAUGGCCUGGAGACCACCUCUUCUGGGGUCCCUAGCUCCACCCUUCACGUGUGUUUGACAUGUAGACACCCCAUCACAGCCUGUACCCCACCUGUCCUGCUCCUUAUCAGUGCCACAAGGGCAGAGGUGCUUCCUGGUCCCCUGCCCACAUUCCAUCCGCUGCCUCACUGCAGCCACCACAGCCCUGGGACAGGAGGGGCAUUAGCCACAGAGUGGGGCCAGAGGUAGCCCUCAGGCCAUGGCUUCCUCCUGUGCUGGGGCCCAGCCUCCCUUCUGGCCUGUCAGUGUCAUCCACAGGGCCCUGGGCUACUGGGGAGGGAGUCACCAAAACCAGUGCUGGGACAGAAGUGGGGAAGCUGUGUGAACUUUUUAAAAUAAAAACAGAAACCCCA